Penicillium digitatum Pd1 is the source of this 573-nucleotide messenger RNA. RefSeq lists its product as uncharacterized. Lineage: Eukaryota; Fungi; Ascomycota; Eurotiomycetes; Eurotiales; Aspergillaceae. The record is from RefSeq and is a predicted model, not a curated record.
AUGUAUCGGCCUUACGGGGUCGAGCCUGUGGUUUCGACGCGUGACCCGUCCCUCCUAGACAGGUUCUCCAACACUAGCCCUCUCUGGACUAACGUUUUACAUGUUUCUAAACGAAUGAGCGACGAAUGCCUGAGCAUUCUUUACGGAGAGAACUUGUUCGAAGUUUAUCUGGACAAAGGAGCUGAAGCUACGCUCAAGAAAACAUUCAGCAUUAAGAAUAUUCAGCGAAUCAGACUCAUGCUCGCCAUCGCCCCCGGCCCAUAUUUCAUCGGGGAACUGAACCCACCCGAUAUUCCUUUCUGGGCCAAGAUAAUCCCAAACCUGAAGAUUUUUGGGUGGAUGACCCAGCCAGACAAGAGAGCCGAGCAUCUCACAAGCAAUUUUACGAUGGUGCAACGGUUGGAACGCUGGAAGGAGUGGAUGGAUGCCUACUUGGACUGCUUCGGUGAAUUUCUGGUGCCCGGGGUGGAGUUCAAAAUGAAACUCGAGAAAGAGGAUGGUGAAUACAGGCGGGUUGGCAGAGUUUCUUUUCAGCGAGGACCUUUCUUCAAAAAGGAUGGAGAGCAGGAAUGA